AUGAAUCAGACCCCGACGACUGGCUCACUUCACAUAUCGUUCCUUCCCAACGACGACACUGGUGCACCUGACAUCGGGGCUGGACACGAGUCGGGAGCGAGCGAGGAGUCUCGAAGACACGACACUCUCGAUGAGAUCACAGUUACUGAGUUUGAUCAGAGUAUUGUUUCGGCACCCUAUCUCACUGUUGACGUAUGGCACCAACUCUUUGACCUCUAUCAAUUGCACUUCGCCACCGAACUCUCGUUUCUGCAUCUCCCAACUCUCAAGGGCAUCAUUCACGACAAAGACAACGAGCAGCCGUCAAACGAAUCGAAUCUGACCCUAUUGGGCAUUCUGGCUCUCACUGCAAGAUUUCAUCCGGACUUGAUCGAACAUGUCGCACUCAUUACACACCACAAGAUCGCGGGCCCAAGGUUUUGCGGUGCUCUACCCAGGCUGCAGCCAUCAGUAGCAUCAGAGUACUUCGCAAAUGCUCUUACAAAGGCACUGGGAGAAGUAGAAUCAGCCAUAACAUCGGCUACUGUCGUUCGAGUCCAAGCUUUUCUCAUGCUUGGCUUGUAUAAAUGGAGUCGGCCGAAUGGCGGCCUGGCUGCAUGGAUGUACGUUGAUCUCGCCACGCGGAUGGCUCAAAUUAUGAAACUCGGAUCUGCACAAGUGCCCUCGCGUUGUUGGCAAGACCAGGAGUCGAGGCGCCGCACUAUGUUCAGUUGCUCCAUCCUCUGUCAGCUUGAGCUGCCGUGCAGUGACGAAGCCUUCAACUUGGGUGGCGGCAUUCUCAUUCGAACACCGCGGCCUGUGGGACAAGGAAUCGAGGAAGAAUUCGAAGAUAGCGUUCUCGGCCGAUUCGUCGACCUGAUUAAAAUCUGGGGCGACAUCUCCAGAUACAGCCUUUUGGGCGGACGCGAUACUGAAAAGGAAGAAGACACCUUCUACAUAGGACUUCCGGAAUGCUUCACAUGGUCCACCUCGAACUUCUGGAGACACUCUAACAGCAUAUACGUGUCAUUUCAUAUGCUGGCUGCUCUCUGCAGAAUCGUGCUGCAUCGCGAAUAUAUACCCUUUAUCGCCAUCGACUGCGCCAGGCCGAUGGGCCCGAUGGCGGAGCUCGGAUUUGACCCCGGCGCUGCUCCCGAUGGCCAUUGGAAGCGAAGCGCAGAGCAGAUCUUCAAGGCUAGUAGGGAAAUCAUCGACCUUAUCACGUUAUGUCGGGACAGACUGCCCUAUUCGUCGUUGGUCUUAUUCGCCAUCAGGCAAGCAGCCUUUGUCGAGAUAUACGCAGCGCACUAUCCCCAUAUGGAUACUCAGAAUCACAUGUUCAGUGAGCAGGAAAUCGGAAGGCGGAAUUCGAGACCGAUGUCCGACAACUGGCAGCCGACCACCACUACUUACCAGGCAUUGACAAAGGCUACACCUUACUUCAGCCUGGCGUCCAAUUAUGUCAUAUACCUGAAAAGCAUAGAUCAGUGUCUCACUCGAAUCAACUCCGACUAUAGAGAUGGAGGUUCUAGGCAGAGUAGAGAUGAUCCUUUGGGCAUUCGACGAGAUGGGCGUGGCGGCGAUUGGGACGGGCGAGGGGAUCCCCGGCCAAUUCACCAGCAAGCCGGCUCCCAUGACUCCUCGACUCAUGGCUUUUCACCGACAGUCGGCUCACCACAAAACGAAGUGGAAAUGGCUAGCAAGAACGCAAACGAAUUGAAGCCUGACGUCUAUGUGCGAUACCAACAGGGCCGGCGGUUGAGCAUUAUGUUCGAUGACAUUUUUGAGUUUGCUACCGGAGGCAAAGGCUGCACGCCGAACUUGGGAUCGCGGAACACAUUCAAUCCCCCAUUCUGUUGGGGCAGUGAUCCGUAUCCAAGACUGUCAUCCAAUAAAUCGCAGCCUUAUGAGAGGCUCGGCACGGAUGACAAGCACGGCGACUACACAGGCGUCCCCCUCGAACUACCAUCUAUUGCCGAAGCGAAGCACCCUUCUGGAUUUGUCGAUCCUAGCGAUCAAUUCUACGAUGUGAUCGAGUCGAGCCCGUCCCGCUCAACUUGA
Colletotrichum abscissum is the source of this 2040-nucleotide messenger RNA. RefSeq names its product fungal specific transcription factor. Gene Ontology annotation, biological process: DNA-templated transcription. Gene Ontology annotation, molecular function: zinc ion binding; DNA binding. Gene Ontology annotation, cellular component: nucleus. The transcript has 5 exons. NCBI's taxonomy places the organism in Eukaryota, Fungi, Ascomycota, Sordariomycetes, Glomerellales, Glomerellaceae. The record is from RefSeq and is a predicted model, not a curated record. The coding region runs from base 1 to 2040 and encodes 679 amino acids.